UUAUACGAUUUUUUUUUUUGGACGUGUGUCUCACUCACAUGCUUGCGCUCUUUUAGUACUAGGUACGCUCAUCUUAAAUCUUACAACAAAUAAGCACAAUUUAUAUAAAAAUGCUUCCGCUAAGUAGUCAGUUGUUGGCGAUACAUCAGUGUAAUAAGUUCUUACUCGGUAAGGGCACAGCCGUUGUAGUAGCAACAUACAAAAUUGUAACAAAUUUCAAGUCAAACGAGUAUAGUGUAAUAAGAAAAUACACGUACGCCACCGCCGCCACCAACAACAACAAAUCCACUUCGUCAACAUUGUCCUUGAACAAUUACUUCCCACUUCAACAAAAACAAAUAACAAACAUACAGCCGCUGACCGCACGUUCAAUACAAACAACAACAAUAAAAAUGUCAAAUAAUGAUGAUAUAAAAAUACGUAACUACUAUAAUGUUGCAUUAGAAUUGGUUAUGAAAUGUGGUCCACUCGUACGUGAAGGUUAUAGCACAGCCGAUGCAGAUUAUAAACAAAAAUCGGCAUUUUUCGAUUUAGUAACUGAAUAUGAUAAACAAAUUGAAGAUGUGCUGGUAGAGGGUUUGCAGGCGGCAUUUCCAGAAACGAAAUUUAUCGGCGAGGAAACUGCAGCGGCGACUGGAAAAAUACCCGAGUUGACUGAUGCACCCACUUGGAUCAUUGAUCCCAUAGAUGGCACCAACAAUUUCAUACACCGCAUACCGCAUUGGUGCAUAUCAGUGGGUUUGGCCAUUAAUCGGGAGUUGGUUGUGGGUAUAAUAUAUAAUCCGACUGCAAAUGAAAUGUAUUCGGCAUGGAAGGGUCAUGGCGCCUAUUUGAAUGGUCAACGUAUACAUGUGAGGAAAUGCACCGAAAUGAACGAUGCCGUUUUAGCAUACGAAAUUUCACUCAUACACGCAGCUGCAGUACGUGAUAAGAAUGUGAAACGGUUGUCAAAACUCGCCGCACAAGCCGCAGGCACACGUUGCAUUGGCAGUGGCGCAUUGACACUCUGCUAUGUUGCACGCGGCAGUUUUGAUUGCUAUCAUGUUGAAGAUCUACAAUCUUGGGAUAUAGCUGCUGGUGCAGUGAUUUUACGUGAAGCCGGUGGUGUGCUCUGGCACACCAAAGGUGGUGAAUUUGAUAUUAUGAAACCCAAUUUGAUAGCCGCAGCUACGCCAGAAUUGGCAAAAAUCAUGGUGGGCUUAAUUGAGGAGGCUGACACACUCACACAUUUCACAUUUAAAUAAUUUCUUUGUAACAAUGAUUGUUUUUAAUUUUUAAAAAUUUCAUGUAUAGAAUAGUUAAUAAAUAAAUACUUUAAAAACUUA
This is a messenger RNA of Zeugodacus cucurbitae (melon fly), 1325 nucleotides long. RefSeq lists its product as uncharacterized. Gene Ontology annotation, biological process: phosphatidylinositol phosphate biosynthetic process; signal transduction; inositol metabolic process. NCBI's taxonomy places the organism in Eukaryota, Metazoa, Arthropoda, Insecta, Diptera, Tephritidae. Gene Ontology annotation, molecular function: inositol monophosphate 1-phosphatase activity. The record is from RefSeq and is a predicted model, not a curated record. The transcript has 3 exons. The coding region runs from base 111 to 1244 and encodes 377 amino acids.